This is a messenger RNA of Oryza sativa Japonica Group (Japanese rice), 890 nucleotides long. Its product is annotated as sphinganine C4-monooxygenase 1. The record is from RefSeq and is a predicted model, not a curated record. Gene Ontology annotation, biological process: lipid biosynthetic process. NCBI's taxonomy places the organism in Eukaryota, Viridiplantae, Streptophyta, Magnoliopsida, Poales, Poaceae. Gene Ontology annotation, molecular function: iron ion binding; oxidoreductase activity. Gene Ontology annotation, cellular component: endoplasmic reticulum membrane.
AUGGAUCCCUUGUCGGAUGAAGCGUUGGCCAUCGUUGUUCCCAUCGUGGUGUACUGGCUCUACUCUGGCUUGUACAUGGCGCUCGGCCACUCCAUCUCCAUGGACAAGUAUCGGCUGCAUUCCAAGGAGGAGGAGGAUGCCAAGAACUUGGUCUCCAAGCGCGACGUCGUCAUGGGCGUCCUCCUCCAGCAGCUCGUCCAGGCCGCCGUCGCCGCCGCCACAUUCACGCUCGCCGGCGAGAGGAGAACGACGACGGCGACGACGGCGUCGCCGUCGUCGUGGCUGGCGGUGGCGGCGCGGUUCGCGGUGGGCAUGGUGGUGCUCGACGGGUGGCAGUACGCGUGGCACCGGUGGAUGCACACCAACCGGUUUCUGUACCGGCGCGUCCACUCGUGGCACCACCGCCUCGUGGCGCCCUACGCGUUCGGCGCGCAGUACAACCACCCCGCCGAGGGCCUCCUCCUCGACACCGUCGGCGGCGCCGUCGCCUUCCUCGCCUCCGGCAUGUCGCCGCGCGCCUCCGUCGUCUUCUUCUCGCUGUGCACGGCGAAGGGCGUCGACGACCACUGCGGCCUGUGGCUGCCGGCGGCGAGCCCGCUCCAGCGCGUGUUCCGGAACAACGCCGCCUACCACGACGUGCACCAUCAGCGCCGCGGCGGCCGGUACAACUUCUCGCAGCCGUUCUUCGUGACGUGGGACAAGGUGUUAGGGACGCAUAUGCCCUACGUGGUAGAGGAGAGGCCUGGAGGAGGGCUCCAAGUGCGGCCGGUGGCCAUGUCGCCGUCGUCGGCGACUGCAGCGGCAGGCGCCAGCGGGAAAUGAAACUUAAACUGUACGUGUGCGCGGUGAAGGGCCACCAGCUGACUCCACAGCUUUUUCAAAAACAAUGU